Nicotiana attenuata is the source of this 6420-nucleotide messenger RNA. RefSeq names its product formin-like protein 20. The record is from RefSeq and is a predicted model, not a curated record. The coding region runs from base 509 to 5614 and encodes 1701 amino acids. The transcript has 17 exons. Lineage: Eukaryota; Viridiplantae; Streptophyta; Magnoliopsida; Solanales; Solanaceae.
CAGAUCUCCCUGUCAAAUUCUCUUUGUGUCAGCUUUGGGAUGUGGACAUAUGCCACGUGUACAUAGACAUUCGUUUGUCAAAUCUAACGAACAACGACCGUAACAGGUUUCGGGUCAGGUUUCCGAAUCCGGUUCCUGUUUGUCUACCACCUUCCCAGUUUCAUCAAUGGCAAUGAUCAUCAUUGCAUCUCAUUUUCAUCAUAUUAUUAUUCUAAAACCUAAAUUUUUCAUAUUUUUCUCCAUUUUUAUUUUACUGUCACUUUCCCCUACUUUAAAUCUUGUUUUUUCUUCAUAAUAAUUCUGUCCCACAUUAUCCAUUUCAAUUGCAACUGAGCUGCUCUUCCAGCUCCAAUUUUACAUUGAUCACCGACCCAUUUGGGUUUUCUUUAUUAAUUGUAAAUGUCAUAUUUGCAAAUUUGUUGAGGAUCCAUUGAAAUAUUUUAGGGAUCAAUUGGGGUACAUUCCCAAGGGGUUUUGGAUGCAAUUGAUAGAGAUACGGCGCCAUUAGAUGGCGCUGUUCAGACGAUUCUUCUAUAAGAAGCCGCCGGAUCGGCUUCUAGAGAUCUCUGAACGGGUCUAUGUGUUUGAUUGUUGCUUCUCAACGGACGCAUUGGACAAAUAUGAGUACAAGACAUACAUGGGAGGGAUUGUAGCUCAGCUACAGGACCAUUAUCCAGAUGCUUCUUUCAUGGUUUUUAACUUCAAAGAAGGAGAUCAGAGGAGCCAAAUAUCAGAUAUAUUAACGCAGUAUGAUAUGACUGUCAUGGAUUAUCCUCGGCGGUAUGAGGGGUGUCCUGUAUUGCCACUGGAGAUGAUCAAGCACUUCUUGAGAUCCAGUGAGAGCUGGCUUUCACUCGAGGGCCAACAAAAUGUGUUGUUAAUGCACUGUGAGAGGGGAGGGUGGCCCGUACUUGCUUUCAUGCUUGCUGGCCUUCUUUUGUACAGAGAACAGUACACUGGUGAGCAGAAGACUCUUGACAUGGUAUACAGGCAAGCUCCUAGGGAACUUCUUUAUGUUUUAUCACCUCUGAAUCCACAGCCGUCUCAGCUUAGAUAUCUCCACUAUAUCACCAGAAGAACUGUUGGCUUAGAUUGGCUGCCAUCAGAUAUACCUUUCGCUUUAGAUUGUAUCAUACUCAGGGUCCUUCCUCUAUUUGAUGGUGGGAAGGGGUGCCGACUGGUGGUUCGUGUCUAUGGUCAGGACCCUGCUUCAACAACGUCCAAUAGGAGUUCUAAACUCCUUUUUUCAACUUCAAAGACAAAACAACAUGGUCGCCUCUACCGACAGGAAGAGUGUGCGCUCGUGAAAAUAGAUAUCCACUGUCGUGUCCAAGGAGAUGUUGUUCUUGAGUGCAUCCAUUUGGAAGAUGACCUAGUUAGGGAAGAAAUGAUAUUCAGAGUUAUGUUCCAUACGGCAUUUAUUCGCUCAAAUGUUUUAAUGUUAACUCGUGAUGAAGUUGAUGUCCCAUGGGAUGCAAAAGAUCAAUUUUCUAGGGAGUUCAAAGCAGAGGUACUUUUUUCGGAUGCUGAUGCUGUUCCAUCUAUUAUCACCGUAGAAGCGCCAGAUGAAGAUGAUAAUGAGACUGAAGGUGAUUCACCAGAGGAGUUCUUUGAGGUGGAAGAGAUAUUCAGUAAUGUUAUUGAUGGACCGGAUGGAAGAGGGGAAUCUGAUGCCCAGUCAGUUCAGGACAGUAUGCAGGAUGACGAUAGCACUGAAAUAUGGAAAGAGGAGUUGGAGCAUCGUGCUUUUCAAGAUAGUUCAUCUAUUGAUGUUAAUCGCAAACAAGAAGGAAAUACAGAUUCUACUCAACAAGCAUCAAAAACAAAUGGUUUAGCGCAUAAUGACGAUUUGAUAAACUCCAAGGCUGUGAUUUCUGAUGUUUCUAGCGACAAGGACUCUAAAGCAGGAACACAUGGGGAUAUAGAAGGCACCUUUAGACAGGAGAGGCAGGGUUCACAACAGAAAUUGACUACUGAUAUCAGUAAAGGAAAGAAUGAAAAGGCACCUUCAUCUCUAAAGAAACAGCUCGUAUCCAACUCCAAACUUGCUGUUGAUGGGAUUGGACCUAAAGAUAAGUCUAAACAAAAGGAAUCUCAGGGCACUCUGUUGCGACUAGCAAAGCCAAAUGCAGUGUCUCGGUGGAUCCCUUCUAAUAAAGGUUCUUACACUAAUUCAAUGCAUGUGGCAUAUCCACCAUCAAGGUAUAAGAGUGCUCCACCUGUGCUUGCUGUUACCAAGGAUUCUCAAUCUGGGUUAAAAUCAAAAUCGCCAUCUCCUCGAGCUUUUUCAGAAGCUAAAAUUCCAGCUGGAGCAGGUCGUGUUCCAAAGAAGCGCUCUUCAUGUCCAGCAUCAUUAGACAUGUCAACAGUCAAGGAGGCACCUGUUGCAAUGACCACUUCAUCAGAAUCAGUUGAAAGGCAGGCAUAUGACCUUCAGGAAUCCCCUCAAAGUCCCCUACCUUCUUCACUGCCUUCAUUUCGAUAUCCAAGCACUUCAUCACUUGAAUUGCCUCCUAUUCAGGAAGCAAGUAAUAACCUACCAGAUUCUGCAACGCUACCCGUGUCUUCGUCGGAAACCCAUAUUACAACGGAUUCUUUGUCUCACAUAUCCUUCCCUUCCCCACCUCCCCCGCCGCCUCUGCCUGUUCCAUUCAUAUCACUCAGUCAUAAUGUCAAAUCUGUAUCGUCACCUCCACCUCCACCUCCACCUCUAUCAUCAACUGGCUUGAGAUUGACUCACAUGGGUAGCUCUCGUAGUCAUAAUGUCAUAUCCUUAUCACCACCAACCCCGCCUUCACCUCCACCUCCACCUCCAUCCUCAAAUGGCUUGAGAAUGACUCAUAUGGGUAGCUCUCCUCCUCCUCCCCCUCCCCCUCCUCCCCCAACUUUACCACCCACAUCAUCUACUGUACUGAGAGGUGGUAGGGAAUUGUCACCAACUCCUUUGCCAGAUGUGGCUUGUGCAACUAACUCCUUGGCAGCAUCAAGUCCAUUGCGACCUCUUUCUCCACCUCCACCUCCACCUCCACCUCCACUUCCACCUCUAUAUGCGCCUAUUACACCAAAUUUGGCUAGCUUUGGGCUGUCCACUCCGCAGCCACCUCCUCCCCCUCCCCCUCCCCCUCCCCCUAUACCUGCAAAGCACGGUGCCCCCCCACCUCCUCCACCACCUCCACCACCUCCACCAUUUCCAAUUGCGCCUAGAGUUACUUCUUUGCUGACAACAAGUGCUCCACCACCACCAGCACCGCCUCCUCCUCCUCCUCCACCCCAUCCACCUCCUUCACUCGGUGUUUCAGCUUCACCUUCCCCACCGCCACUGCCACCUCCUUCACCAUCUCCACAACCUUUGCAGAGUGCUCCACUUUCACCAACCUCAACUCCCUCACAAAAUAUACCUCCUCCACCUCCACCUCCCCCACCUUCACCACCUUCAAGAAAUGCUCCGACUUCAACUCCUCCUCCACCUCCUUUACCACCACCUCUUUCAAGAAAGGCUCCCGCGCCAAUUCUGCCUCCACCUACUCCACCCCCACCCCCUCCAAGAAAUGCUCCAUCCCCGACUCCUCUUCCACCUCCCCCACCUCCCCCACCCCUCUCAUAUGGUAUUCCACCUGCACCGCCUCCACCUUCAAUUUUUUGUCCCCAUCCUCCUUCCUCCCCAGCUUCUUUCUCUGGAGAACCACCCCGACCCCCACCUCUACCACCUCCCUUGCAUGUAUCGCCUUUACCAUCUCCUCCAUUGUCAGCAGCUCCACCUCCUCCUCCUCCUCCUCCUCCAGCAGUACCUGGAGCUUUGCCUCUGCCUCCUUCAAUAGUUGGGCCUCCAGCUCCUCCACCUCUCCCCGGUGGUGGCCCUCCAGCUCCUCCUCCUCCUCCUCCAGUACCUGGAGCUUCGUCUCUACCUCCUUCAAUAGUUGGGCCUCCAGCUCCUCCACCUCUCCCCGGUGGUGGCCCUCCAGCUCCUCCACCUCCUCCAAGUUGCAGUCAGCCCGAUCAUCCACCUCCCCCCAGUGGUGGCCCUCCAGCUCCUCCACCUCCCCCUGGCGGCGGCCCUCCACCUCCUCCUCCUCCCUCCCGGGGCGGCCCUCCACCACCUCCUCCUCCUCCUGGUGGCGGUCCACCACCUCCUCCAAUACAUGGAGCACCACCUCCUCCGCCACCUCCGGGCGGUAGAGCACCUGGACCACCUCCCCCACCACCUCCUGGAGGUAGAGGACCUGGACCACCUCCCCCACCGCCACCCGGAGGUAGUGCACCUGGUCCACCUCCCCCACCUGGAGCUCCAAGACCUCCAGGUGGUGGACCUCCCCCACCGCCACUAUUUGGUGCUAAAGGACCUGGGGCAGCCGGCAGAGGAAUUCCUGCUGGGAGAGCUCCAAUACUUUCACGGACAAGAUCUAAUUUAAAGCCAUUGCACUGGAGCAAGGUAACCAGGGCACUACAGGGAAGCCUAUGGGAGGAACUACAGAGACAUGGAGAGCCUCAAACUGCACCAGAGUUUGAUGUGUCAGAAAUUGAGGUUCUUUUCUCUGCCACCCCCAAGUCAAGUAGUUCAGGUAAAUCUGGAGGACGGAAGAAGUCUGCUGAAUCUAAACCGGACAAGGUUCAUCUGGUUGACCUAAGAAGGGCGAAUAAUACUGAGAUUAUGCUCACAAAGGUGAAAAUGCCACUUCCAGACAUGAUGGCAGCUGCACUGGCAAUGGAUGAGUCUAUUUUAGAUGCAGAUCAGGUGGAGAAUCUUAUAAAGUUUUGUCCUACAAAAGAUGAGAUGGAUCUUCUUAAGGGUUACACUGGUGACAAAGAGCUUCUCGGAAAGUGUGAACAGUUCUUUUUGGAGUUGAUGAAGGUGCCACGAGUAGAGUCGAAAUUAAGAGUGUUUCUCUUCAAGAUUCAGUUCAAAUCUCAGGUGACAGACUUCAAGAAAAGCUUAACCACUGUGAACUCUGCAUGCGAAGAGGUCCGAAAUUCUUCCAAAUUGAAGGAAAUAAUGAAGAAAAUUUUGUUUCUAGGGAAUACGUUAAAUCAGGGAACUGCCAGAGGUUCUGCCAUUGGAUUUAAGUUGGACAGUCUUUUGAAGCUCACUGAUACACGUGCUACUAACAACAAGAUGACACUCAUGCAUUAUCUUUGUAAGGUUCUUGCUUCCAAGUCACCAGCACUUUUAGACUUCCAUGAAGAUCUUGUAAGCGUGGAAGCUGCAUCAAAGAUUCAAUUGAAGUCUUUGGCUGAAGAAAUGCAAGCAAUCAUCAAGGGGCUGGAAAAGGUUAAGAAGGAACUGGAGUCAUCUGGGAAUGAUGGCCCCGUGUCUGAAAUUUUUUGCAAGACCUUAAAGGAAUUCAUUGGUGCGUCUGAAGCAGAGGUUGGCUCUCUCAGGGAGUUGUAUUCCGUGGCGGGCAGAAAUGCAGAUGCACUUACACUAUAUUUUAAUGAGGAUCCUGCCAAAUGUCCAUUUGAACAAGUCACCGCAACCCUCUUAAAUUUUGUGAGGUUGUUCCGCAAAGCCCAUGAAGAGAACUUGAAGCAGGCUGAACUAGAUAAGAAGAAAGUUCAGAAGGAAGCCGAAACGGAGAAUGCGGAAGGAAGUAACUUAACAAAGAAGGGUGAGAAGUAAAUGGGGAUGAUUCAUUCUUCAGGGAAAUUUUGGUGUCAUGUAUUGGCCUUCGUCCGUUGGUUAACUGUUGUGUUGACUAAGGACAGUGGUCUUAAGUCAAACCAGAAGCCUCCAAUAUUGAUCUAUUGGCUUUGGCUUUCUCUGGGUUCAAGAAAGAAAGUCCAAUACUAAAAGCUUGUGAACCUGGAAAUGCAAUGAAGUGCUUUGCAGAGGGAAACUGAAAAAGAGACAUUCGCGUCCGGGCUCUUGGAGUGAUUUGCAGAGAGAAGCUGAAGAUGACAGACACGCUGUUGUCUGAGCUCUUGGAUGAUGCAAGCAAUCCAUUGGUCUAAGAAUCGAUCACCUGGAUUUUGUUAUUGAUGGGUGAUCAUGACUGCCGUCCCUUCUGGAGUGUGCUGCAUGAUUAAACAGAACAAUGCAUCUAAGAAUGCAAAUUUGGGUAUGCAUUUGCUGAACCAACACGAUGGAGUUGUCGUUGGUGCAAAUGUAGUUACAUGCGGAGUUGGCAUUCACCAUGAUGCAUGCAGAUUAUGCCAUACAAACUGUAAAUUGCAAGUGUAACAUGGGUGGUUUGUACAAAGCCCUAACCCCUGUAUUUAGAGAUGUUGAUUCUUUUCAUUGUAACAUAGAAACAGGUUCCUGGUCAGUAUUUGAUGGGAAUCCAAUACGGAAAAUUGUACAGAAAGCAUAGAAGAGGAUAGAGAUAGGUAUUUUUAGCAAUAGCAAUGUAACAAAAUGUAGGCUGUGGGAUAAGUUCCCACUUUUCUUAGAGUCAAAUUUUAGCUAUAAUAUGAUAUCUUCAUUCA